This is a messenger RNA of Nipponia nippon (crested ibis), 1853 nucleotides long. RefSeq names its product RAB22A, member RAS oncogene family (gene RAB22A). Gene Ontology annotation, molecular function: GTP binding; GTPase activity. Lineage: Eukaryota; Metazoa; Chordata; Aves; Pelecaniformes; Threskiornithidae. The record is from RefSeq and is a predicted model, not a curated record.
AUGGCUCUGAGGGAGCUGAAAGUUUGCCUUCUGGGGGACACUGGUGUGGGCAAAUCAAGUAUCGUGUGGAGAUUUGUAGAAGAUAGCUUUGAUCCCAACAUCAACCCAACAAUAGGAGCCUCAUUUAUGACCAAGACUGUACAGUAUCAAAAUGAGCUGCAUAAAUUCCUAAUUUGGGAUACAGCUGGACAGGAGCGGUUUCGUGCUUUAGCCCCAAUGUAUUACAGAGGGUCAGCAGCAGCCAUUAUAGUGUAUGACAUCACAAAAGAGGAAACUUUCUCAACAUUAAAGAACUGGGUUAAAGAGCUUCGACAGCAUGGACCUCCAAACAUUGUUGUAGCUAUUGCAGGAAAUAAGUGUGAUCUUAAUGAUGUAAGAGAAGUCAUGGAAAAAGAUGCUAAAGACUAUGCAGAUUCCAUUCAUGCAAUAUUUGUAGAGACAAGUGCGAAAAAUGCAAUAAACAUUAAUGAACUCUUUAUAGAAAUUAGUCGCAGAAUUCCGUCAACUGACACCAACCCCCCGUCUAGUGGUAAGGGCUUCAAACUUAGAAGACAGCCAUCGGUGACAAAGCGCAGCUGCUGUUGACUGAUCCCUUAGAAAAUCAGACUUGUUUAUACAGUAGGUGGUCUUGGAAGUUAAUAGUUCACAUUGGGUUUAUAUUAUCAGUCUUAGAUCGUUAUCUGCUGAUGUUCAUACACCCGAGGUCCCACAAAAAUGGACCAGUUCAUCUGACAUCUGUACACUCGCAGAAAAGACUGCAAUCGUAAUGUCAGCCUGUUUACUUAGAAAAAGUGUAGUAUCUCUUGCAUUCAAAGGGAAUCCAUCAUCGCUUUUUGUCUUGCUUGAAAGGAAGGUGACUAUGUGGAUGGUAGAACUGAAAUGUUUAAUAGUUUUGUAAUCAAGAUUUUAGGGUUGGGUUUUUUUUUGUAAAAAGGGAAAUGAGCACUUUUGUGGGACUUAGGGGUGGGAGGAGUCUGGAAGUUAGAAGUCAUUUCUUCCUUUUCUUCAGUGAGCCUUAUUUAAAAUUUAAUUGUACCUAAUCCAAAGUACGAUGGGAGAGUUGAUGUGAGAUGGCUACAGAAUAAGCAACUGAAGACAGAUAACAGGCAAAUCAGUCCAUCCAGUCCCCAGAUGCCAUUUGCACUUUUUAUUUAAAGAUGAUAUGCGCCAGGGGUGGGGACACAAGCAACAGAUCUUAAAUCACAGACAAUCUUUUUUUUCAUGCUGACUUUGAUCACUUUAAGGCAAACUGAUAUGCUUAUAGGCAUCUUUUUUUGUUCCUACAAGUUUUUUAGUAUUAAGAUGUUGGUUGAAGAAAACCUAGUUGUAGUUCUGACUAAAUUAAGUGGUUACUGACUAAAAACAUGCUGUAAACAGAUGCUGCCAGUGGUUCUGAUAAGACCUAAAAGUUUUUGGGGAAAGCUUUUAAUUGCUUGGCAUGUGUAAAGUGUUCAUAUUAUAUUUAUGAGACCAGUGUUUAAAGUAUUAUAAAUUAUGUAAAAACAGUAAAAAAUAAUGCAAUCUUAUACACUCCUUCCAUUCCACACCUAUGGAUAAACUCGUGGGGAAUCUCCAUCAGGUUUGUUUUUUUUUUUCCUGCGUUUUAGGUAUUGUCACUGUGAGUUCAUCCAGAGGCAGACUGAAAUUCUUUCUCUUUCCAUCACAUUUGAAACAGCCAAUAGAGAAUGCUGUUGGUGCAGCAUGAGGUCUGUCUGAACAAGCUUUCAUCUUUGGUGCAUGCAGUCUUUUCUGUUCUGGGCACAAAAAUACAAAUAGGAAGUAACCUUAAGGCAUGUGGUAAUGUAGAUCAUUACCUCUUGGUUCCUGGGCUUUUUCACCUGUGAGGGUUUUAG